CACGGCGCACACCACACGCUUGGCAUGGCUACGCCAAUCACCUUUUCAGUCAAGUUUAAGAGGAAGCGAGUGGUGGUUGAGCUGCCGCCGGAUGCCAACUACCGUGACUUGGCCCGUGCGCUGGAGGAUGCGACCGGUGUGCCGAUGGACGGGCAGAAGCUGCUGGGCCUGGCGCCUGAUCCGCCGCCACCAAGUACCCCGCUACGGACACUGGCAAAGGUUAGUGCGGCAGGACGAGGCCGCAAAGCUGCGCCGAUCAAAGUCAUGCUCGUCGGCACACCGGCAGAGACGGUGAGGCAGGUCUUGGACGCCGAGGCCGCCGAGCACGCUGCGCGGGUCCAAGCCGCAGCCGCCGCUGCUGCUGCCGACAUUGCGGCCCGUCAGGCCGCUAUCGAGGCCGCCGCCACGCUUCCGCCGCCUGACGCCCCCACGGCUGACACUUCAGCAGCAGCAAUAGCGGCUGCGACGUCAGCGUCGUCCAUGGUGGUCAAGCCGGGCAAGCUCACUGUCGAGCUCGACGGCGGACUGCAAGUGUGGGACGGCGGCGAGCCGCGGCGGCUCGGCUCCAACCAGGUCGUCAUUCCAGCCUGCGUGCUCGAGGGUGCGCAGCGCGCUGGCCUUGACUUUCCUUACUUUUUCGAGCUCUCGGUCGUGGGCACGAGCGCCACGUUUCGAUCGGUUGUCUCGGUGCUCCAGUUCACCGCGCCGGACGGCGUCGCCAUCGUGGCACCCGCGCUGCUCGAAAAGCUCGGCGGCGCUUCAGCCCUGAUUGACGAUGGAGUCCGGGUCUGGCUCCGCGCGCGCCAGCUCCCGCUCGGCACCUUUGCCGCCAUCCAGCCACUCACCGAGGCCUGGCACUGCAACGUGCCUGCCGCCCAGCACGGGCCUGUCCUACAGGAGCAGCUGCAGUCAGCCUACCAGCACAUCGGCGCCGGUGACAUUGUCGAGUUUGAGUACACCGGCAUCGAGUACGCGUUUCUAGUGGUGAGCGUCGAGCCGGCUGACGCCGGCGCGGUCUCGCUCAUCAACACCGAGCUUGCUGUCGACAUCCGGCCGCCGCUCUCGCCGGGCCUGGCCGCCGCCACAGGCUCACCACGCCGCGCCGCUUUUGCCCUGCCCACUGUCCUCCGGCUGGAGGGCGACAUGAGUGCCGGGUGCGCAUCGGGCACAGCGUCCGGUAAGCUGGGCGCAACCGGUGCAGCCGCCACCUUUGUAGCUUUUGUGCCCGCCACCGCGAACGCCGUCGACAUUGAGCUUGUCGCGCGGUCAGUCGAGGAUGGGGCGAGCAACGAGUGGAACGCUGAGCCGAACGCUGACCUCUUUGUCUCGUGCGAACCGGCGGUGACGGCGCCAAGCAACGCUGCGUUUACCUUUCGCGACGUCUCGUCGACCGGCCCUGUGGCAAAGCUGCAGUUUGCACUCGACGAGUUGCCGAGCCAGGCCGCCGCCAGUAGCGACGCCACCCCCGGCGAUACCACACGCGCCAUCUACAUCACCGCCGAGGCAUGGCGUGGGCCGCUCGAGUUCGAGCUCGUGCUCAACGUGAGUGGCAAAAUGCUGGCACCGAUGGAUGAGGCGCGGCCGUCGUCGCCGGCGCCCGACGCGAGCGUGUGCGGCAACUGCGGGGCGGCAGUGCCAGCAGCGUCGAUGCUCACACACGAACUCCGGUGUAGACGUGUUGCACGGAGCACGUGUGGUGAGUGUGGGAUCAAGCUCCGUGAUGAGCACAUGCCCAAGCACGUGGCGCGGUGUCACGUGCCGCUAUCCUGCAACUGCGGUGUCGAGCUCGCGCCUGACGAGCUGCAGCAGCACCGCCGCCACGAGUGUGGCCUCCGCAUGGUCGACUGCGUCUACUGUGACGUGCGGGUCCCACUCGCUGCGCGCGGCGAGCAUCAGAACGCGUGUGGCUCGCGGACGGCCCCUUGCCCCGUGUGCGGCGAGCGGGUGCCCCGCAAGCACCUUGCGCGGCACGUCGACGGCCACACGGUGGCGCCCGAGUCCGAACCCGAACCCGAACCCGAACCCGAGCCUGGAACUCAGCCUCAGUUGGAGCAUCAACCCGCUGUCGCCUGCCCACUCUGCGGUGCUGACUUUCCUUUGUCAGCCAUCGAGCGGCACGCAUCCGGAUGCUCGGGCUAGUCGGCGUGAGCCUUCUGCCGCUCGCCGAGUAGCGAGACGAGGGUCAGCGCCGAGGUCAGCGCGCCGAUGCAAGCAAAUACCAUCGAAGCCAGAGCGAGCCACUGGUGCAAGCUGUCGGCGCCAGACUGCAGCGCUUCGCCAUGCUGCGGCGCGUAGUCGUUGGGCAUGAGCGAGUUGAAGGUGGCCAUGCCGGCCAUAGGCAGGUCUGUCACGAACCAGACAAAGGCCCACAGCAGGCCCCAGGCGACGCGCAAAGCAUCAUCGCCAA
This is a messenger RNA of Thecamonas trahens ATCC 50062, 2407 nucleotides long. RefSeq lists its product as uncharacterized. NCBI's taxonomy places the organism in Eukaryota, Apusomonadida, Apusomonadidae. The record is from RefSeq and is a predicted model, not a curated record. The transcript has 2 exons. Gene Ontology annotation, molecular function: DNA binding. Gene Ontology annotation, biological process: ubiquitin-dependent protein catabolic process; DNA repair. The coding region runs from base 25 to 2139 and encodes 704 amino acids.